CAGAAAAUGGGAGGAUGCUGUGGAGAAGCUUCCGGUUGGGCGAAAGUCGGGUUUUUGCUGUUGAUGUGCGCCACGGGACUACAGUUCGCCGGAUACCUGACCAAUAAUUGGAUGACGUAUAACACAGUGAGGGACACGUACGACCUGAGGGUGGGGCUGUGGUGGUUCACGAACUGCUCGGGGGGAGCGGCCUGCCACACGGAGAAUACGCCCUCUCAAUACGAGUCGUUCGAGGUCACCUUGGUGCGGUGGUUUGAGGGCGCCGCCGGCGGUAUGUUCUUUCUCUGCCUCAUCCUGAGCGGCUUCUACGUGGCGACCGAUAGGUGUCGCACCAGAUGUGUGGCGAUCUGCUUGCUUCUGAUGACGCUGCUAGCGGCUGGGCUGUCCAUUGCCGGCAUUGUGCUGUGGGUCCUACAGGUGGAAUCGCCCUACUAUCCAGCCUGGUCCAUGGGUCUGUCCGCCCUGGCCUCCAGCCUCGUUCUGAUCGCCGCCAUGACCCUGAUCCCGGACAUAAAGGAAUACGACUACGAGUCCAAGUCCACGGUGUACCCCGACCAUACCGGCAAAUACACGCGUCUGGAGAAGUCCGAGAGUGUUCGAAACGUCAGCGGAGGACCUGGGCUACCCAGACGGCCCUCUGACAUCAUGCUGACGACAAUCGGUGACGACACUUCCGGCUACAAGAGAUCGAGGGACCUCGGCAGGGAGUAUGGACGACCUAAACGACAGGAAAGUGUUGGCAGCAGCCGUGAUUUCAAUCCCUACCCGUACGGACCCCCGUCUUCCAAGGAUGCUUUCAACAGAGAACAGGACAGAUUUGAUCUGGAAGUGAUCACCCCUUCAGCGCCACCUAGAUAUGAUUUCAUGCAGAGAAAAUUCUGAGAGAGAGAGAGAGAGAGAGAGAGAGAGAGAGAGAGAGAGAGAGAGAGAGAGAGAGAGAGAAAGAGAGAGAGAGAGAGAGAGAGAGAGACUGUCGUGAUUACAAACUGAAAGGGACUGAGGAAUUUGUGCAUUAAUUAAUAUGAUUAUUUGUCUACUGACCUAUAUAGCCAGAAUAGUUGAAUUUUACUUCUGUUCGUAGGAGUAUAAUGAAAACAAGUAUUUUACGCAUCCUUUUUUAUAUGCGAACAUCAAUUUGUGAUAUUUAUUUCCAGAUGUGCGUUUUGAUUUCAAGUCUUGCGGAUAUUCAUACUACAUGCAGAGUUAACGGAAGUAGACCGUAUUUGAAUAAUUACGCUAUCAACCUAAUUACUUAUUCGGCAGACUUGAAUUGAAAGUUUGUGAGCUGAUUGACUGAAAGAACUGCGUCUACACAGUACAUUUGUCUAUUUAUAUUUUCAUAUUGUUACUUGCGUUCCCAGUAAAUGAGCUAUUAAUUUCUUGUUGAAAGUGUACAUCUUUGUGUUGAAGAAGUUUUCGGUGGGUUUUUUUCUCUCACCACAUGUACAACAUCAAUAUGGUACAUGUUACUUGAUUUCGUCUGAAGUGGUAGAAUAGUACAAUUGUUUUGAUCGCAUAUAUAUAUAUGUAACCACUGUGUGUGCGCGCGGUUCUAGAACUUCUUUCCAGAGGUGUCCAACGGCUAAUUUAGUUUGUUGAAUGGAGUACGCGUUCUGCGACUUAUUUUUCGACUGUUUUAUUAAUUGAUAAUGUUAUGAAUUUUCCCAAUGGUGGCAACUGGGGUGAGGUUGGGAAGGUCCCGGGCCUCUAGAUCCGCGCAAGUAUCAGUCCUAAAACACAAAAGUUCGUUUCUGUGCGCAUGCAAUUGAUAGGUUUAUAAGACUUUUAAUUCAUGGUGGAUUCUUUCAGGGUAAAAGACAUGAGUUAUUCUUGUUCAGAACUGUUCAGAACUGAAAAAAUGGAGGUCCUGCGCAUGGACAAUCUAACCCUUUAUUUAUAUACCCAAGUUUACUAGUUUUGUGCGCUUUGUCACCAAAGAUUGAUUGAUUGUUGAAACAUAUAAACAUAUCUUCUCGAGAACAUUUAGGAACAGCGAUGGAAUACCUUGUACUGUAAUGUAUUUGUUGUUUAUUGCAUAAUAUACCUCGGCUUAUUUAUUUUACGUUUUACUUUUAUUUUUGAUUUGAACUUGUUUUUUUUUCGAUUUGUUUUCUUUUGUGCAUUAAAAUGAUAUAAAACUUCA
Magallana angulata is the source of this 2143-nucleotide messenger RNA. RefSeq lists its product as uncharacterized. The record is from RefSeq and is a predicted model, not a curated record. The transcript has 3 exons. Lineage: Eukaryota; Metazoa; Mollusca; Bivalvia; Ostreida; Ostreidae. Bases 7 to 882 code for a protein of 291 amino acids.